Cladophialophora carrionii CBS 160.54 is the source of this 1137-nucleotide messenger RNA. RefSeq lists its product as uncharacterized. Bases 1 to 1137 code for a protein of 378 amino acids. The transcript has a single exon. The record is from RefSeq and is a predicted model, not a curated record. Lineage: Eukaryota; Fungi; Ascomycota; Eurotiomycetes; Chaetothyriales; Herpotrichiellaceae. Gene Ontology annotation, molecular function: oxidoreductase activity; zinc ion binding.
AUGGCAGAGACUCUGAUGACUACUGAAGCAUUGGUGCUCCCAGCGCUCAAAGCUCCCUUGCAGCUACAGAGAGUCCACCUGUCUCCUCUCCAGAAAGAUGAAGUACUGGUUGAGAUGCAUGCUACGGGCAUCUGCCACACAGACCUGUCGUGCAUGGAUGGGAUGCUCCCCAUCUCCACGCCCGCAGUGCUAGGUCAUGAAGGCGCAGGUGUCGUCCUCGCCGUGGGAACUGACGUCUCGCACGUCUCAAAGGGCGACAAAGUCUUGCUGAGCAUAAACGUGUGCCAGAAAUGCCCGAACUGCUUGGCUGGCCAUCCGAAUUACUGCGACCAAGGCAUGCCUCGAAACUUCGGCGGACGCAGAGUAUCUGAUGGGAGCACCACGAUAUCUAUUGACACGAACACGGAGGACGGCACGGUCCCUUGUUUCAGCAGUUUUUUCGGACAAAGUUCAUUCUCCCGGCAUGCUGUGGUGGACCAGUCCUGUGUGCUGAAGGUCCCACAGGACACGGAUCUGAGGUUGUUCGCCCCUCUGGGCUGCGGGAUCUCCACAGGCGUGGGCAGCGUGGUGAAUACACUGGACCUCAAAGAUGGCUCGAGCCUGGCGGUAUUCGGCGUUGGCAGCGUCGGCUUGAGCGUCGUCAUGGCGGGCAAGCUGAGAAAUGCAGGCACCAUCAUCGCCAUCGACCUCAAUCCCCAUCGACUAGAGGUCGCGAGGAAACUCGGGGCCACGCAUGUCGUGCAUGGCAACAGCGCAGAUGUCGUGGCCGAGGUGAAGGCACAUGCGCCAAGCGGCGUGAACUACGCCGUCGACUGCACCGGCGCCGCAAAGGUCAUUGAAACAAUGAUGGAGUGUUUGGCUGUCCGCGGCCGAGCUGCUCAAGUCGGAUUGACCGCGCCGGACGGGACGGUCCCCAUCAAAAUCCUGCAGCAUCUACUGCGGGGACAGGAAUAUGUCGGCUGCGCUGGCGGCGACUGUAUACCGGGCAAGAUGCUCCCCUACCUCGUGGAGCAGCAACAGGCCGGCAACUUCCCUCUCGAGGAGAUAGUGUCCUACUACGACGCCAAGGACCAUGCAAGGGCAUUUGAGGAUUCCAGAUCUGGCAAGGCCAUCAAGGCCGUUUUGUGUUGGACCUGA